Messenger RNA from Rotaria sp. Silwood1, 906 nucleotides. The record is from the annotation of a GenBank genome assembly. Lineage: Eukaryota; Metazoa; Rotifera; Eurotatoria; Philodinida; Philodinidae.
AUGGUGGAAAAACGUACGAGCACAACAAGGUUACAUCCUAUGUCGGAUUCGGCAAUCGACAUAAAAGCGCGAAAACGUGUUGCCGAACUUUAUGAAUUAACUGAUGAAAUAAUCAAUGCUUCUAAUGAAAUUAAUGAAACAUAUGUCAAUAAAAUCUAUCAAAAAUAUAAACAGUUAAUAGCAGUUAAUAAAAAACUAAAAAAACAAUUAAGUCAAUAUCAUUGUCCAGGUUGUAAAUGUAUCAUUCCAUCAAAUGGAGAUGUACAACAAGAUAGAAUAGAAGAAGAUUAUCAUGAUGAUGACGACGACAGUGAAACUUGUUUUAUACCUAAUAUUGAAGAUACAGAAAAUUUUGAUGGUAAUGACAGUCGAUUUACUAAAACAACGUGUGAUAAUAAUGAUAAUGAUUGUCAUGAAGAUGACGAUGGUGAUAAUAUGAAUGAUGGAGACAAUGAAGAUAAACUAUUCAUAGCGAUGGAUCAAAAUGAAAAUGAAACAACAAACGAUGAUAAUCAAUCAGAACAUGAAAUUAAAGAAGAAGUUGAUAGAAAUAUUGAUCAAAAUGAAGAGGAAGAUGAUGAAACAACUCAUUUACCAGUAACUUUACAAAAUAUUAUUCGACAAAAAGCUAAAAGAAAUAACAAUGCUAGAUCUUAUUUACUUCAAAUCCCUCAUUAUCCGGCACUGUGUGAAUUUCUUUGUGAUAAAUCUCAUACGUCAUUUAAUCGUCGUCCGAGUGGAACUCAAGUUCGUCCACUUAUUGAAAACCAUUUAAGUGAACAUUUAGCCAAUGAUGCCAAAAUGCGUAUGCGUCUAUGUGAUGAAUUGCGUGAGAUACAUCGAUCAUACCUGAGAACAUUCAUGAAUGAUCCACAUACUACUGGUACUAAAUAUAUCCUUUCAUAA